Iphiclides podalirius (scarce swallowtail) is the source of this 210-nucleotide messenger RNA. NCBI's taxonomy places the organism in Eukaryota, Metazoa, Arthropoda, Insecta, Lepidoptera, Papilionidae. The record is from the annotation of a GenBank genome assembly.
AUGCCAGGCCAGUGCGGGCCAGUCGACCUCGAAUGCUCCUCGAAUCGUGCUCUCGCGAGAGACGAGACUUCGCGCCGUGCGGGAGAUCCCUGUCGGCAGGAGCUCCCAGAGCGGACUGACGUUCACCUGUGCGCCCACCCCGGCGCACGCGCGGCGCAAAACGUUUUUCGCGCUAUUUUGACUAACGUCCAGCGGAUUAGGCUUCGCGCU